Oldenlandia corymbosa var. corymbosa is the source of this 2059-nucleotide messenger RNA. The record is from the annotation of a GenBank genome assembly. NCBI's taxonomy places the organism in Eukaryota, Viridiplantae, Streptophyta, Magnoliopsida, Gentianales, Rubiaceae.
CAUAAAGAAUGGAUAUAAACCACAAAAAAAAAAGAGGACAUUUUUUGCGAUUAAAUCUAAAAUGAGGUGGCAAAUUUGGGAGCAAAAGGGCUAAUGUUUUUUCAAGAAAUAGAUUGCCUAUGUAAUUGUGUUACUUAACAAUAAAAUUCAAUGCGCGGGAACAACGCCACAAGAGGUGUCGCCGGAGUCCAGUCGCUGGUGGAGCUGCCGGACAGCCUCGUCACCGAAAUUCUGUCAAAAUUAGAUUUAGAAUCACUUUGCUCCGCCGCCUGUGUUUCCAAGACUCUCAACUCCUUCGUUUCACAACUUAUUCCCACUCGAUCAUCUAUUGAUCUCUCAGUGUUUUCUCCCGAUGCCAAAACUCUGCAUCGUAUUCUUAAUGCGUGCAAAAAUGUCAAGAGUGUCACUAUUGACUGCCGCCAGCUGGAGAAUUCGGCUAUCGUUGGCAUUCUUGGAGCUAAUCUAGAAGAACUUCAUCUGUUUAAGGGUGGCUUGCUCACAUCUCACAUUCUUUUUUGUAUUGAGAAUAGUUGUCCUAAUUUAAGAAAAGCAGUUUAAGAAGGUCCUCAAUGAGAUGCUUAAAGGCUGCAAACAUUUGGAGUCUUUAUCUAUCUUAUUCAGGGGGGUAAAAUGUGAUGCAAUUUAUUUGAUAUCCAGUCAGCUGUUCCUGCCGAGCACUCUGAAAAUAUUAAAACUUCGGGAAGUGCGUGAAAGUGUUGUUAUUCGUUUACUAAAACGAGGUUCUAAUGAUGAUAGACUUCUGGAAAGCAUAUCUGGUUUAAGUGGUGCUUCUUCAAGUCAACCCCUUUGCAUGUUAAGGAAUCUAUCACUUGUCUUGGAUGUUAUAAGCGAUGAACUUAUUCGCUGUCUCUACAAUGCGCUUCCCUUACUAGUGGAGCUAAAUCUGAAAGAUAGACCAUCCCAGCAGCCAUCUUUGCCUCGUGACCUGAGUAAUAAUGGGUUGCUGCUCUUGAGUUUGUGUGAGCAUCUCACCACCCUAUCUCUUGUUCGAAGUAGAUUGAAUCAUCCUGCAUCUUUUGAGCACGUAAAUGACAUGGGGAUUUUGCUGUUUGCUACUAACUGUAAUAAUGGUGCCCUUGAAUCCGUUACCCUUGGUGGAUUUUCUGCUGUCACUGAUGCUGGUUUUGCUGCGAUUUUGAACUCCUGCCGGAGUUUGAAACGAUUUGAAGUUCGGAAUGUACCAAAGUUUUCAGAUAUGACCUUUUUGGAUAGAACAAGCGAUCCGGAUUCCCUGGUCGAAUUGAGGUUGCUGUCAUGCCGUCGCAUAACUAGUCAAGCCAUGGAGCAACUCGCACCGCAUGCAGGGUUGGAAGUGCUCGACUUGUCAGGAUGCACGAAUAUGACAGACAUGUGCAUCAGCUACUUAAUGUGUCUCCGUAAACUCACAUCAUUAAACUUGGCAGGGAUUGAUGUGUCAGAUGGCGGGCUUGGCAUUCUCGGAAUAGUGCAAUCCCCCAUCGCGAGAUUAUGUCUUAGGGGCUGCAAGGCAAUAACCAACAGGGGGAUCUCUCUUUUACUGAAAGAAGGGGGAAUUAGCAAGACGCUUACAUCUCUGGAUAUCGGCCACAUCCCAGGAAUAUCAGAUAAAGCAGUUUGCAUGAUUGCUGCCUCUGCGCCAAAGAUCAACGAGUUAUGUCUACGCUAUUGUUCUCUAGUUACAGAUGCAUCUGUGAGGAUAUUGGGCUCUACAAGGGGAUGGCACCAAGACAGGAACAUGUCAUACAUUCAGAGGCUUGACCUGGCCUCCUGUAACGUGUCGAUAGAGAUACUUAAACUGGCUCGGCAGCCUUUGUUCCCUAAGUUGCGAUGGCUUGGUAUUCGGCCUGCCGGAUACACUUUUUCAGCUUCUGCCAGGGGUUCAGUUGAUUUAAUUCGACGACAGCGACCAUGGCUAUUCAUUUGUUGUGAUGGUCACGAAAUGGAGUGUCAUGAUGAAUGGCAUGUCCAUCACGAAAACAAGCUUGUUGAAUUGGAAGAGGAGUUCGAUGAUGCAUCGGAAGAAGAAAGUGAUGAUGAAUGGGAAACUGACGAGGAAUAG